Cygnus olor (mute swan) is the source of this 6163-nucleotide messenger RNA. It is a transcript of the gene MTUS2, whose product is annotated as microtubule associated scaffold protein 2. Gene Ontology annotation, cellular component: nucleus; cytoplasm. The transcript is spliced from 15 exons. The coding region runs from base 548 to 4753 and encodes 1401 amino acids. The record is from RefSeq and is a predicted model, not a curated record. NCBI's taxonomy places the organism in Eukaryota, Metazoa, Chordata, Aves, Anseriformes, Anatidae. Gene Ontology annotation, molecular function: microtubule binding.
AUGAAAGUGCUCAGAUCCUUGAUGUGGAGGUUUCAUCCUCACCUAGCUAUUUAUGGCUAUUUACAGUUGUAAAUACAGUUGUAAAUCUAAGUAGUGAAAAACAGUAGCAAUUACUCUUCCAACAGGACAGUUUUAACUGCAUAACUUCUGAAGUCAGAGAUCUGGAUUACACCAGAAAUCUUUGCUGAGGCCAAAGUUGUGACUGAAACAGCAUCUGAAGUGUUUGAAAGUACUCUAACCUGUUGGCUGGAUUAACUGGCUGUCAUUCAGAGGGAACUUGGCAGAUCUAUUUUGCUUUCGUUGAACCUCUCUACUGCAUGUCAUAAAGAUUUCCUGGGUCCAGAAGCUGCACUAAAGACAACUGAGCAGCACAAAAAUGUGACUUUGACAAGGGACUCCAAGCUUUCUGACAAGGAAUUUUUUACUGAUCAGUUUAUAAUUUAAACCUAUAACUGAAGCAUGCAUAAUAAUUAGUUAACCUGAUAGGGGAAAGAGGCUUUCUCAGUAAUUGGGGCUGCCAAAAAAAGCAGUCACUUGAAGUUUCAAAAUGAGUGCUCCGUUAAUCCCAAACAAGUCAUGUUAUGCCCAGCUUCAGGACAACCACAGCGAAAUAAAAAAUAAUAAUGAAAGCACAGUGAGUAUGGGGGAUACAAAUGCCAACCAAAUUGUGACAAAAGUUAGAACCACUGAAGGAGAUAUCAAGAAACAUGAUUUGACAGAUGAGAGUGGGAAUAUACACCGUGGAGGAUCAGAAAAAGUUACUCAUCUGAAUACGGAGCAGAAUAAACUGGCCUUCAGAGACUCUCGGACCUGUAACAGCAGUGUACAGGAAAGUAAACUGCCCUCAACCACAAGCAGGGAAAUAGGGAAAGACUAUAGAACCAGCGAAACUAAGGAUAUAUCAAGGCAUAUCAGGAUUAGCCGAGGACAAAGUCUGUCCAAUUUAAAAAGCAGCACAAAUGAUGCUAACCUGGAGGUUAUUUCAAAAGGUGACGUUGACCUCACCCAGAACUUUUCUAAGGGUAAAAUGUCCAGGACUGUGGAGAUGGAGAGAAUAAAAAGGCUUUCUCUGGGCAGACCAAGUAAAUUUUCUCCUCAAUCUGAAACAUUUGCAAAAGAAUGUGUUGGCCGCGUGUCGUGUAAACGUCUGCUUUCUGCAUCAUUGGAUUCCAUCGACAGGUCACACCAUUUGAUUGGAAAUGCAGAGAAAUCACAAAAAACAUCCACAGAUCAUUUUCUUGGGAUGGUGUUUCAUCCACUUGACAAUACCUCGGAGGAAAAUAUUGUGUUUUAUUCCAAACCAUCUACCUCAGGGAACAAGAAAAUAAGUAAACCAGAAAAUGUACCAAAUGUUAACACUGAAAGCACACUGCAUACUUCUCAUACCAAUCAUCAUUCAGCUACUAAGCCCAAUGAGACUGCUAGUAAAUCAGAAGCACAAUUAGGUCAGGGUGAUAAAAGUAAGAAAAUGGAUCUUAAGACUGCACCGUCUCUACAAUAUAAAAACACGUGCCAACAGAAGAUUGAGAGAAUUAUGCUGGUAGAGUUACUGGAGUGUCAAAAAGGUGAAAGUACGAUAGUGCAAGAAGAGAAAAGGUCUGUGUCUGACUCAUCAAAAUUUCCAGCAUCCCAUUUUCAAGACAUCUGUAAUAAAGUAGAGGAUCCAUUGUCAAGCGAGGUGGUAACCUAUCCUGAUGACAAAUUGCAAAGUGAUAACUUCACCGUCAGUGGGGAAGGGAGAGGAAGUAAUGACAGUGACAGCAGGGCAACUAGCCAGGUUAGUGAGGAAUUUUCUACUGACAAAGAAGUGGAAACAGUAUUCCCACUCACAUGUGAUAGUAAAUCCAGUGGCAAAGUGACAUGUAGACAAAAUGAAAAUUUGCAUGAAGUUGAUGCAGGUUGCACUGAAACAGUUGGCGAACAGAUAUCUCUGAUACGUAACACUAAUAUACCUGACAGCAGACCCUUGCAAGAUAAUGAGAAUAAACUGAUGCUAGUCAAAGGAGUCACUGAGGAUGCUGCCAUUCCUGUUCCCGAUCUCUCAGAUCAGCGCAGAGCAUGCAGUGCAGAGACAGUGUCGAACCAACAACCUGACAACCACGACAGUGAUGCGGAAACCUCAAGCUUUUCGGUUCCGAGUACAAAGACAGCUCAUGCACAGAAACAUCCUCCAGAUGAAGCACCAGAGAGUUAUAAGGUUUCGGCAAAGGCUGAUGCCUUGUUAUGUGUUCCCACUCCUGUGCGCCCAGUGGCAAUUCUGGAUGUCAAUAGUCAGCCCACCCUAUCUAACAGUAAUUUGAAGGACCUUUAUGCACUUCAUGUUGACAAACUGUCACCCUCCUCAGUCCUACCUCCUGUUGACAGUACACAGUUGUUAAACAUAUCCCCUAAAGUGCCUCUCAAGGCUGCUUGCAGCAGCGCAAUCCCCAAACCUAUCCUGGUCCACUCCAAGGGCCCCCUAGCAGAUAAGGAGGAUGUGGACAGCGACUACAGUGAAAAACUGGAAGAAAGCAUUGAGGUGAAACCUGCAAUACCCAAGCCCAAACAUGUGAGACCUAAAAUCAUCACAUACAUUAGAAGAAACCCUCGCUCAAUAGAGCAGCUUGACCCUUCAUUUGCACCACCGGGUCUGCCUUACAGUACCCCUGCGUGCAGCGUGCCAAUCUCUACCGAGCAGAAGGCAUCCAAUGGAGGGGAGGUGAAGCCCCCCACCCUCCUGUACGACAAAUUUAAACCCGACAUCCAGAAGCCAAGGCUCUUCAGUUCUGGAUUGGUGGUGUCAGGAAUUCGGCCCCCGGGACAUCACUUUGGACCGAUGAGUGAGAAGUUUCUGCAGGAGGUUGGGGAAAGGCCUGAAAAAGAUGAAUUUUGUCCUCCACCAUAUACCCACUACGAGGUUCCGCCAAGUUUUUAUCGAUCUGCCAUGAUACUCAAGCCACAGCUAGGACUGGGUGCAGUCUCCAGGUUACCAUCUGCAAAAAGCAGGAUUCUCAUUGCAAGUCAAAGAUCCUCAGGUACCUGUCUUCAUCAGCAAGGAGAAAUAACAAGUGCUCCCAGCCUCUAUCACCCCGAUGCUUCAGUUGAUCUUAAGAAAGGCCCAUGUCCAAAUGCUGCAAAGUCAAAUCUCCCCAAGCCGUGUCAGUCUGGACUUCGUCCUCCAAGUUAUUCACGGUUGCCAGCGGCUAAACUGGCAGCAUUUGGUUUUGUCAGGAGCUCGAGCGUAUCCUCCGUCUCCAGCAACCAGUCAAAUGACAGUGCUCAGAGUGAUCAAAGCAGGACAACCAACCGUUCCAGCUUUGGAAAUGAAGAGCAAACCACUCCUAAGGCAUCUGCACCUUCUAAAGAUGUACCCAAGGGUAGCAGCAAGAGCACAACGCAGGUAUCGAGCAGCACAGCGACUCCACGCAGGAGCUUACUUCCAGCACCAAAAACUGCCACUGCACCUGCUGGUGUGAAGAAAGAAGUACAAAAAGAUCAGGAUGCUAGCAGACCAGCUGUCUCAUCCCCUAAGAGAUCAGCAGUAACAGCCACCAAGCUCCAUUCACCAGGACAUCCCAAGCAAAGGUCAACCACCCCAAAGAACGGAUGCUCCCCCAAACCAGGAGAGAGCCGAGAUGCUGAAAAGCAGUUCAUCCAGAGACUGAAGGAAAAGUGCGAUGAGCAGUCCCGGCAAUUAAGCAACAUUCGAGAUGAGCUUAAAAGGGCCAGCUGUGGGUUUGAUGUCUUUGCGAUAACAACACAGCACUUUUUCAGGCAGAAAGAAAAUGCCCUUGUGAAAAUAAACAAUUUAGGAGUGGAGAUUGCAAAGAUCAGGGAUGAAGUUGCCCUCAACACGGCGAGAUGGAAGAAACUACAAAGCGAGAAGGAGGAGCUGGAGAGGCGCUUCGAGGAGGAGGCGAGGAAGCUUCACUGGCAGCAGCGGGAGGAGCUGCAGGUGCUGGAGCAGCGGCUGCGGGAGGAGUACAGCGCCAAGAUGGAGAGCCUGCAGGAGCAGCACAGGCUGCAGCUGGAGCGGGUCAGGUCCCAGCAUCAGCACCAGGUGGCCGAUAUCACAGCUGCCCAUGAAGCUGCAGUGUUGCAGCUGGAAAACAACCACACUGUGGCCAUCGCAGUGCUGCAGGACGAGCACGACUGCGAGAUUCGAGAACUGGUUGCUGCUCACGAGCUGGAAAAAACACAAUUAAAAGAGAAUUUUGAAAAGCUGCGGCUGUCACUCCAGGACCAGAUCGACACCCUCACCUUCCAGAACCAAUCUCUGAAGGCCAAAGCAGACCGGUUUGAAGAGGCUUUGAAGAAAAGCACUGAGGAACAGCUGAAGAUUGCACGAGCUCCAUAUCUGCACUUAGAAAAAGAUCUGAAGAGCUUAAAGCAUGUUCUGGAAAUGAAGAACCAUCAGAUUCACGAACAGGAGAAGAAGAUUAUGGAGCUAGAAAAACAAGCUGAAAAAAAUUUAAUCCUGGAAGAAAAAAUCACUGUGCUGCAACAGCAGAAUGAAGAACUCAGAGCCAGGAUUGAGCAAAAUACUGUCAUAACAAGGCAAUUAUCGGAGGAGAAUGCGAACCUUCAGGAAUACGUCGAGAAAGAAGUGGAGGAGAAGAAGAGGCUGAGCAGGACGAACGAGGAGCUCCUCUGGAAGCUGCAGGGCGGAGAAGCCGUGAGCCCCGUGAAAUCCCCGCCCGCAUCCUCCACGUCUUUCUACCGCUGCUCGUCGGGGAACUCCUCUCCAGCCAAAGCCAGAACCGUGCGGCGAUGAUCCGGCAACCGUGUGCUGACCCCCUGCCUCGUACGCAUUUCCACCCUGCUGAAUUUCUCCCUCCGAGGAAGCAUCGCCAUCCGUGGGCGCCCAGGGUUCGUGGCUGCAAGCAUGCUCCGUAGCUGCAUAGCUUUACACUAGGCAGGGCACCCUUAGGGUCCCCACGUAGGAGCUCCUGGUUCUGGCACGUUGAUUAGGAUAGCAAAGAGGACAGCAAAAAUUAAAAAAAAAAAAAAGGAUAGCAAAAAGUUAGGGUAGCGGCGAGUUAGGGUAGCGAAUGUUUAGCUCGAUGUGUUCACAUUUUAACUGUGGUUAGAGCCAGAAGUUGGAAAAUACUAAAUUAAUGGUUCGUCGGACUGAACUUCUGCUGCAGUAUUUCAGGGUAGUGACAAAUAGAGUUCCGGUUGUGAAUAUUUCCGUAUGUGUGUCUGUGUUUAUAUACAUGUAUGUACUGUACCUUUAUACCUAUAUAUAGACGCACACACAUAUAUAUGUAGUUGAAGAUGUUCCGAAUUGCAUUUUUUUAUAUUCUUGGAUACUACGAAGUGCUGAUAUAUUUUCAUUACAGUCAGCAGUUUUCUAACUCGUGCCUAAGACUUGUAUCUAAACGAAACGCAUUUCUGUUUAGCCUCCCAGGAAUAUUUAUACCCGAACUAGAAGAAAGUUACACCGAAGUAGAAGCGCCUUCCAAAUGACCACCAAGUGGUACUCUAUGUAACAUGAACACCAGCGACUUUUGAAUUCCCAGACAGUACUGCCUUGAACACCGUCACCUUCGCAUUGAACACCCGAUGAGAUACGCAUACCAUUCACUGCUUUUUAACUCUGCAUCAGUAUUGUAGGUGGAGAUAGGCUAGAGAUGAGAAACCUGAGGGUUUUAGUAAAUUUGGGAGAGGUUACUGGUUAACAUGUGUCAAUUUUAGAGUCUUGAAAUCCUCAGUGUCUUUUAUCUUGACCUGUUUAGGAAAUAGUCAGACUCUCUGCUUAGAGGUUACUGUCCGUUUUGAUUUAUUUCAAGUCCCAUAAGCAAGAAGGAGAAAAUUACGCCUUCGGUCCUUGACCUUUGCUGGCCAAGAGCGUUAGGAUGAGCUGUCGGGGCCUGCUUGGGGCCCCUGAAGCACCAGGCGAAACACAGAGGACUGCAUGGGCGCAAAUGAGGUCAGAAGCCUUUUCCUUCCAUAUAUACCUAUUAUUGCACACCUCUAAAUUUUACCCAAAGUUACAGAGCACUUUUGAGAUUCAUGGAAAAGUCUGGCUAAAUUACCUUUAGCUUCUCUGCCUGGAAGCAAAAAAAAUCUCGCCCUGGCUGAGCAUUGCCCCUGCUUGCCCACGGGGGCAGGAAGGGCUGCAGGGCCUUUUUGGGCACCGACAACAAGCAGGGGGGAAAUGUCCCAUAGCGUAAAUGAAAAA